Molecule: messenger RNA, 3057 nt
Organism: Salvia miltiorrhiza (redroot sage)
Lineage: Eukaryota; Viridiplantae; Streptophyta; Magnoliopsida; Lamiales; Lamiaceae
Product: BTB/POZ domain-containing protein At1g67900-like
Exons: 4
Coding region: 594-2321 (575 amino acids)
Source: RefSeq, a predicted model, not a curated record
UGAGGAAAAACAGCCACCAGAGAAUGAUUGUGUGAACCAAAAACAACAACCUUAAAAAUAUUUUUCACGAUCAAUCAAAUUUAUGCAUUUUCAUAUAAUCUUACUGCAUAAGGCGUGACACAAAAUUUGAUCUUUUUUUUUUUUAAUCUUUUGAUGGGAUGUAGAUUCUUUUUAUUGUUUCUCAUGUCCAUGUCAAUUUGGGUAGAGAAUUUGACUGAGGUGACAUGAAAUUUGUGGAGUGGUUUGAUUAUCUGGACUUCAUAUAUUUUUUUUUUCACCAUUUCAUCAUUAUAUAUAAUACAUAAAUAUCAUUAAUAUGGUAGCUAGUUAUUACACAUGAGUGUAUUCUUGCAAUUUUUCUUAUUUUUCUAUUUUUUUCACCUUUAGCUUCAAGUUUCCUCAAGGUAAAGUGGGAUUGAGUUGUAUUUUCCUUUUUCUGCAAUUUUUGGUGGCUGGAUUCCGAAUGUCUGGUGUUGUUCUAACAAAGUGAAGAAGAAGCUUUCCCUUUUUGUCUCUUGUUCUUGUCUGAAUCUCAAAAUGGUGUGUUGAGUUGGAUUUGGACAGUUUUAGAAAUAGGAAACAGAGGUUCAGAGAUGAAGUUCAUGAAGCUGGGAUCUCGGCCAGAUACAUUCUACACUACAGAGGCUGUGAGGUCUGUUUCAUCUGAUGUUUCAAGUGAUCUUAUAGUCCAAGUAAAAGGGAGCAGAUAUUUACUCCAUAAGUUUCCCCUGCUAUCCAAAUGUCUUCGCCUGCAGAGGCUGUAUGCAGAGAGCCCCGAGGCCGAGGUCUCGGAGCUCCAGCUGAUCAAGCUCCACGACUUCCCCGGAGGCGUGGAGGCCUUCGAGCUCUGUGCCAAGUUCUGCUACGGCAUCACCAUCACGCUCAGCGCCUUCAACAUUGUCUCGAUCCGUUGUGCAGCAGAGUAUCUCCAAAUGACAGAGGAUGUGGAGAAGGGCAACUUGAUAUACAAAGUUGAGGUGUUCUUGAAUUCUUGCAUCCUUCAUGGAUGGAGGGACUCACUUGUGACUUUGCAAACCACCAAGGCCUUCCCCUUGGUUUCGGAGGAGGUGGGGGUGACCGGGAGGUGCAUUGAGGCCGUUGCCUCGAGGGUUCUGGCCCACCCGGAGAAGGUGGGGCUGGCCUACUCGAGGGGCGGGAGGGAUGAGCUGUCGAGCAAUGGGUCAGAGAGCCAUCAUAGGCAUAGGGCUAAAGGGUGGUGGGGUGAGGAUUUGGCUGAAUUGGGGAUUGAUCUUUAUUGGAGAGUGAUGGCAGCAAUCAAGACUGGUGGGAAGGUUCCCCCUCGUCUCGUCGGUGAUGCUUUGAGAGCCUACGCGUCGCGUUGGCUCCCAAACUUGGGUGAAGCUGAUGGUGGUGGUGGUGAUGGUGAAGUAGAUGCAAGAAAUAGGCUGGUUUUGGAAUCAAUUGUUAGCUUAUUACCAUCUGAGAAAGGGGCUGUUUCAUGUAGUUUUCUUCUAAAACUGCUCAAGGCAGCCAAUGUGCUGAAAGCCUCUGCCUCAUCCAAGGCAGAGCUGGCAACAAGGGCAGGCCUGCAGCUAGACGAAGCCACGGUGGGCGACCUCUUACUCCCCCGUUGCUCGUGUUCUGAAGAUGGGACGAAGCACGAUGUGGACGCCGUCUUGAACAUGCUGGAGGAGUUCGUGUCCCGGGGCCAGAGCCCCCCCACGAGCCCCCCCAGGGGCGAGAGGCGGGGGGCAGAGAGGCGGAGGUCCCGGUCUGCGCAGGACGUUGAUGUGGAGUUUCAAGAGAGGAGGAGAUCAUCCUCUGCCUCACACAGCUCCAAACUCAAGGUUGCAAAGCUUGUUGAUGGAUACUUGCAAGAGAUAGCAAGAGAUGCAGGUUUGCCUAUGUCCAAAUUCAUUGCCAUUGCUGAAGCAAUCCCAGGCUUUGCAAGGCUUAAUCAUGAUGGCCUCUACAAGGCCAUUGAUGUCUACCUAAAGGUGCAUCCGGAGCUGAGCAAGAGCGAGAGGAAGCGUCUGUGUCGAAUACUCGACUGCAAGAAGCUAUCUGUGGAGGCUUGUAUGCAUGCUGCACAGAAUGAGAUGCUCCCUCUAAGGGUGGUGGUGCAGGUCCUCUUCUUCGAGCAGGCACGGGCUUCAAUGGCCGAUGGCCAAGUGGCCGAGCUUCCUAGCAACAUCAAGGUGCUGAAGUCUAGUGUUUCGACACUGAAGAUGAAGCUGGCUGAAGAUCACGACGUCGAGAAGCCUUCCAAGAUCAAGUCUCUGAGCAUGAUGCCUAGCAGACCUAAGAGGAUGUUCAGCAAGCUCUGGCCUAUUAGUAGAAGUGCAAGUGAAAAGAAUUGAUGGGAUUUUUUGGGUUCAAUAUGCUCUAGUUCUUGCAGAAAUUCAUUAGGAAAUUUGAAUUCUACCAAGAUUAGAUCAUAGUAAUAUUUUUGACAGAAGUGAAAAAAUUUCUGUUAGGGAAACUCUCCUUGUGCAAAAUAACGUAGUGCAAUUUGUAUAAUGAAUGUAUUGCUGGUUAGUUGUGAUUGUAAUUGUAUGAAUGCAGAAAUUUGCAGCUGAUUUAACUUUGUUGCUGUAAAUUGAUGGCCUUUAAUCAGACAUAUAUGAUUGAUUACAAUUCUCCACACAAGAUCAAAUCUUGAUUUUGGAUCAAAUUUAUGUCCCAAACUUACUCAUCUAUACAAUACACAGCAUCUAUGACUAUUGAGCAUCCACUGCAUUACUCUGCAAAGGCACAAACGACGUCGUUUCACCUCUAGCUUUCGAGUCCUCGUAGGUGGGGGUGCCGAUGCUCUUGGUCCUACGGAGGGUCGGGGAGCGGUGCAGCCUGCAACGGAACGAGCCGGCGUGCGUCGUGGGCGAGCACAUACAAGUGGACUUGGUUAAGCUUCCCUUCCUUGCCAAUGGAGAUGGUGGUGUGACCUUUGGUAUUUCCACCUUCAUCUCUUUUCUCAUCACUCCUUCAUUUUCCAUUGCAUCAAGAAAUAAAACAAAAAGAAGAUGGGAUUUCAAAGAUGAUUUGAGCAAACUAGGUUUCUUGAAUUUAGAGUGGAUUUGUGCAAGAGUUGGAGAAACU